Messenger RNA from Panicum hallii, 1172 nucleotides. RefSeq names its product probable E3 ubiquitin-protein ligase RHC2A. The record is from RefSeq and is a predicted model, not a curated record. The coding region runs from base 343 to 1029 and encodes 228 amino acids. The transcript is spliced from 3 exons. NCBI's taxonomy places the organism in Eukaryota, Viridiplantae, Streptophyta, Magnoliopsida, Poales, Poaceae.
UCAUCCUCAACUCCUUAUCCUCCCUAACCUCCCUAUCUACCACCACCCCGCAUCUUCCUGCUCGGCUGCUCAUCGCCUAAUGCUGGUGCGGCGGCAUCUGUGCACUGCCUCCAACCGUGGCUCCUCCCCGUGGGGCCCCGAUCGGAAAUUCGUGGGGAAUGAGGUCAGGGGUAAUUUUGCCCUGUUAAGGAUUUCGGGACCGGGAAGAGGAAUGUAUUUUGGGGAUCGGGUCGGGGACGGGGAUCGCUCCCCCAGCUCCACGCCACCCCGUUGCCAACCUGAGGGCUUCCUGGGUUCGAGUAAGCUUCCCAAACCCGUGAUUCAGAUCGCCUGGCGUUGACGAUGCCUGGCACCGCCAGCGGCAUGGAGGCGUCUUUCUGGUGCUACGCAUGCAGCCGCCUCCGUCGACCACGCGCCCAGGGCGGCGAGCCCGUCGCCGGCUGCACCCGCUGCGGCACCCCCGCCGCCGCGCUCGAGGGCAUCGUCGGCGUCGUGGACGCCGGCGCGUUCUUGCACGCCUGCCACCCGGAGGCCGGUCCCCGGCCCCCCGCGCCCCUGCCCACCGUCACGGUCCGCGGAGCGGGGCGCGACUGCGCCGUGUGCAUGGAGGAGCUGGAGCCCGGUGCGACCGCGGCCGUCACGCCGUGCGAGCACGUGUACCACCCGUACUGCGUCGCGCCGUGGCUCGAGGCCAGGGGAACCUGCCCGCUCUGCCGGGCGCCCGUCGGCGGCGCCGGCGACCGCGACGGCCUCGUCGCGUGCCAUCUCCCCGGCGGCCGGAUCGGCCUCGGCCGGCGUGUCGCCGGGCGCAUCCACGGGGUCAGGAUCCUCGACGAGGACGGGAAGCUCGAGCGGCCCCGCGUGCUGCGGCAAGGGUUCAAGGGGGUGCGCCUCCGCGCCAGGAUGGCAGUAGGACUAUCGGAAGGAGCCUGGGAUCGCCAUUCGCCACGACCUCGCGGUCGUGGCGGAUGUGCAGUGACUGCAGCAGCGCGUUCGUGCGCCGAGCUCCGCUGGUGCUCCUCCGCUUGAGAUAUUUCAGCAAGUAUUGACGUGCAUUUGAUCUCGCAGUACUGCAGACUGUAAUAGCCCAUGUAAACUCCUGCUGAAAAAGAAUUGAACAAGCUGUAAACUUUCUUACUGUCAAUUUGCAUCAUACAAUGUCUAUUAAUUGC